Ascochyta rabiei is the source of this 738-nucleotide messenger RNA. RefSeq lists its product as uncharacterized. The coding region runs from base 1 to 738 and encodes 245 amino acids. NCBI's taxonomy places the organism in Eukaryota, Fungi, Ascomycota, Dothideomycetes, Pleosporales, Didymellaceae. Gene Ontology annotation, cellular component: membrane. The transcript has a single exon. The record is from RefSeq and is a predicted model, not a curated record. Gene Ontology annotation, biological process: transmembrane transport; metal ion transport. Gene Ontology annotation, molecular function: magnesium ion binding; cobalt ion transmembrane transporter activity; cobalt ion binding.
AUGAACACUGCCAGCGAACCUAAUUACACAGCCUAUACACAUGUUAUCACCGCUUUAAGCAGAGCUCUUGGAAUGUUACAUCAGAGCUUCUGGUCCGACAUGAGCCUCUGUCUCUCAGACAGGUAUGCCAGCUACCUUGGCCAUCUACAGUAUCGCUUGCACCGGUCCCCUAACACAAAGCUUGUUAUGGACCUACUGCAAGUGCAGGAAGAGCUGAACAUCGUCAUCUCAAUCACGGAGCAGCAAAUAGAACUCGUCAGCAGCUUGCAGAAUAUUCUAAAGCCCGAGAGAAAAAAGGAUCAGUCGCGCGCGUCGACACGACCAUACCCCCACGCGUCAGUGACAACUAUACCUCCUGCAGAUGUGUCCGCCUAUCGUCAACUGUCUUUCUCAACCCACCUAUCUGACCCAUCAGCCCAAUUGUUAGACAAUCUGCAACGCGAGUACGCCGACCUUGUCGCUCUACGAGACAACAGCAAUACCCUUAUCGAUCGCACGAUACAACUCGUCAACAUGAGACUGGAAGAUCACGGUAAAGCCAUCUUAGUUUUCACUAUCGUAACAAUUAUCCUCCUACCCUUGUCUUUCAUCUCAUCCUUCUUUGGUAUGAACUUCUCCGACAUCAGAGAUAUGGAAAGCACGCAGAGACUUUUUUGGCUUAUUGCCGGCUGCUUCAAGGUUAGCACUGUGGGGCUUAGCCUUUUCUUUGCUUUCUAUGGAGGCGCAACUACGGAAUGA